AUGUAAUGCCUCUCAAUGGAUUUAUUACAAUGCAACUAGAGUUAAAAUAGCCUCUCAAUUCAGUAACAUAAAACUCUUUUCUCUAGUCAAUUAAUAUGGGUAAUUCUCAGUCUUUAGAUAAAGUUCAAACUGUAGUCAAAGAGGGUAUCAAUAUCUAUCAAGAGAUAAAGAAACAGCAAGACCAACAGCAACAGCACUAUCAACAAACCACUCACUAUUCUCAUCACGAGUCUUACUCCUCUUCUUCCACUUAUCAUGUUUCAACAGACGUAGACGAUGAUAAUGAAUAUUCGCGUCUUCGUCAGUUAGCCCACGAAGAAGCAGAAAAAAGAAACAAUUUUUACGCUCAAAGCCAAGAGGCUUACAAAUCCGGCAAUGGUGCUGAAGCCAAGGAAUUGUCUAAUAAGGGUCACCAUCAUGAUAAUUUGAUGAAACAAUACAAUCAAAGAGCUGCUGAUCAUAUUUUUGCUGCUCAUAUGUUGAUAGUCAAAAACCAAGGCAGACCUAGAAACGAAAUUGAUCUACAUGGUCUGUUUAUUAAAGAAGCCUCUGAAAAAGUAGAAGAAGCCAUUCGUCGCUGCCAAGAUCAUGGUGAUGAAAAUCUUGUCAUUAUUGUCGGAAAGGGUUUGCAUAGUCCAAACCAAAUUGCUAAACUUAAGCCUGCUAUCAUUGAAUUAGUCAAGAAGUACAAUGUGAGCUGUCAGCCUAAUAUUCCUAAUCCUGGCUGCCUUUUCGUUGAGUUUGGUAAAGGUACUGGUGAUCUUUCCUGGCUUGAUCGAAUUACUGGCAAGAUGGCUAACGAUCAAUGUAUUGUUAUGUAA
This is a messenger RNA of Gilbertella persicaria, 821 nucleotides long. RefSeq lists its product as uncharacterized. The record is from RefSeq and is a predicted model, not a curated record. The transcript has 4 exons. The coding region runs from base 96 to 821 and encodes 241 amino acids. Lineage: Eukaryota; Fungi; Mucoromycota; Mucoromycetes; Mucorales; Choanephoraceae.